This is a messenger RNA of Paraglomus brasilianum, 339 nucleotides long. Lineage: Eukaryota; Fungi; Glomeromycota; Glomeromycetes; Paraglomerales; Paraglomeraceae. The record is from the annotation of a GenBank genome assembly.
AUGAAACUUGCAGUAAUCUUGGUCAUCUUCUCGGUGCUUAUCGUUGCCAUGGUUCAAGCAGCUCCUGUUGGACCAAAUGCGCACACUCUCGGAGUGCGUUUUAAGGACCUAUAUGCGGCCAAAGUGGCACAAUUGAAGAAAAUUCACAAAGGUUAUGUCUCCCAGAUCAAUGAGUUUAACGAGCAAUUACCAAAAGCCGCAGCGAAGGAUGGUACAGAAGUACCAGAAUUUCUCGAGAAGUGGAAUAACCGUUACAAGAAUCUCGUCGGCAAAUUGAAUGGUAACACGAAAAAGUUGGAUAAGGCUGUCAAGAAUCUUAACAAAUUCUUGAGUUCCUAA